AUACUGAAAACAAUGUGCGUAUCGCGUGCGCAAGUUAAAUUUCAAGGAAAACAAAAUUAUUCUAUGAAAUAAUAGCUGUAACAGCAAUAUUAUUUUAUAAAUACAUGUCUUCUAUUAUUUAAUGAGCAUAAGUUUUAUGAAAACCUUAAUAAACGUGUACGUUAACGUAACUUUACAAAAAUGACUGAAGAUGAUAAUAACGUGGACCCCGAAAGUAAUACAAAAUAUAAAGAUGGAGUUAACCAAAAUGCCCGUUUAAUAGUGAGAAAUAUAUCGUUUAAAGCUACCGAUGAGAAUGUCAGGGAAUAUUUUUCACAAUACGGCACCGUAGAAGAGGUUAAAUUAUUAAAAAAGCCCGAUGGAAGGCUUGUUGGGUGUGCUUUUGUGCACUACACUCAUGUUCCUAUGGCCAAUAAAGCUUUAGCUGCAACAAAUAAGAAAGCAUUUCUUGGUCGGCCAAUAUAUGUUUCUUGGGCGGUGCCACAACGUAAAUAUAAUGAAGAAAUUCAGAGUAAUGGUCCAAAGAAAUUUAACAAUGCAACAGAUGACUCUAAAUCAGAUAUUAAAGAUGAAAACACGGAUGAGAAACCAAUGUCAAAAGAAGAAAAGGACAAGACAAGAUUUAAUCGUAGAGCUCGUCUUAUAGUUCGUAAUAUAUCUUUUAAAGCGACAGAGGAGUCGCUAAAAGAGCAUUUUGAUCCAUAUGGUGUGGUUCAAGAAGUUAAAUUAUUGAAGAAACCUGAUGGAAAACUUGUCGGGUGUGCAUUUGUACAUUUUAAAAAUGUUCCAAUGGCUACAGAAGCAAUAUCAAAAACAAAUAUGAAACCAUUCUUGGGUCGACCAAUAUCGGUCGAUUGGGCGAUAGCAAAAGAUAAAUAUAUGCAGCAUGUUGUCAACAAGCAGGUGGAAAUGCAAGACAAUGUGAAGAAAGAGGAGUCGGAUAGUGAUGAUGAUGACAAUAAAAUGAAUGUUUCCACUGAAGAUGUAAAACAGGAAAUUAAAGAUGAAUCGGAUGAUGAUGAAUCUGAUUCAGAAAAUGAAGUAAAGUCUGAAGAUGAAGAAGAUGACGAAGAUGAUGAAAAUGAAGAUGAAGAUGAUGAGUCAGAGGACGAUGAAGAUGCCGAUAAAGAGGUAGACGAUGAUGGUGAAGAUGAUAAUAAAAGUGUAACAAGCACUCAGCCUGAAUUUCAAAGGAUAAAACUAAAUGAUGCCGAGGACGGCUGUACGGUGUUUCUCACGAACAUACCAUUCAGCGUGGACAAUGAUGAGCUACGAACCUUUGCCGAGAAGACUGGUCCAGUGAAAUACGCUCUUAUCUGCGUCGAUAAGAUGACUGAACAUUCUAAAGGUUCUGGAUUUGUUAAAUUUACCAACAAAGAGGACGCAGAACGCUUCCUAUCUCUAGAUGCUUCCGAGCUACGGCUGGAGGGACAGGCGAUGCAAGUAAGGCCUGCGCUAAAACGAGACAACCUCAGCACGGGGAACAAGAAGCAACCCAAGGACAACCGUAACUUGUACUUGGUUAAGGAAGGAGUGGUCGUGGCGGGCACGAAGGCGGCCGUGGGCGUGUCCGCGUCGGACAUGGCGAAGCGACUCGCCCUCGAGCGCAGUAAGACCCAGAUGUUAAAGAAUUUAAACAGAUUCGUGUCGCGCUACCGGCUGGUGGUGUCGAACCUGCCGAGCUCGUGCGACGACGCGCGCCUGCGCCGCACGUGCGCCCGCGCCGCGCCGCGCGCCACCAUCACCGAGGCGCGCGUCAUGCGCGACCUGCGCGCGCCGCUGCAGCGCGACGGCCACCAUCCAUCUAAAGGAUAUGGCUUCGUGAUGUUCAUGCGACACGAGGACGCAUUAGCGUGUCUGCGGAAACUCAACAACAAUCCUGAUAUUUUCGACAAGAAUAAUAGGCCAAUAGUAUCAUUCUCAAUAGAGGACCGUACAGCUUUAAACGCAAGAAAAAAGAGAUUAGAAAAAUCCAUAGCGAAUAAUCCCGUAGCAAAGAAAGACAAUCAAGAUAACGAUCAAAGCAAAGACAGACGUAGGGGGAAGAAGCGAAAACAAAACACACCAGACGAGAGCUACAUGAAGAAGAGAAAAUUCGAGCAAAAUAAUGGUCAGAGACAAGAAGUCGGGAGAUUCGUGCAAAGACACGGACAAGAUAAUACGGAAGAUUACUCAGGAUUGACAGCCAAAGAAGGAAGUCAGCACAAAAUGCGGAGUAAUCAUAAACUUAGAACACAAGCGGACUUACAUAGACAGAACGUCAAGGUAGAGAAGAAGAAGAGCCAGCGGGCGAUGAGGCUGAAGAAAAUGGCCCGCGAACGGAUAAAACAACCAAAACAAAAGGUUAACAAAAAUAAAACAGGAAAAAGAAAUAAGAAGAGAAACUCUGACCGUAGUUUCAUUUAAAUGUUUAUUUUUGUUAGGAAAAUAUAUUUAAUACCAUUU
Vanessa atalanta (red admiral) is the source of this 2445-nucleotide messenger RNA. RefSeq names its product RNA-binding protein 28. Bases 181 to 2406 code for a protein of 741 amino acids. NCBI's taxonomy places the organism in Eukaryota, Metazoa, Arthropoda, Insecta, Lepidoptera, Nymphalidae. The record is from RefSeq and is a predicted model, not a curated record. Gene Ontology annotation, molecular function: RNA binding. The transcript is spliced from 11 exons.